CAAAAUGGCGGAAAUCAACGAGCGAGCGUCUACGUCAUCACCGCCAGUUCCAUCGACACCGGCUCCUGUGCCACAUAUCAGACAAUUGGCAGACAAUAUGACUGACAAAGUUGGACAGUUCUUUCAACAUCAACUUGAGGGAUCUAUCGAAGAGUAUAAGCUUCUGGAAACAAUGAAUAAUACUACAGCUCAACGCUAUGUGGAUAUGAAAGUUGUCGCGGAGAAGGUGGCUGGAAAACUGGAUAAUUUGAAUCAAAAAUACGAGAAUCUGCGUCCAUAUCUUUCCCAAAUUGAUGCUAUGGAUGAGAGCACCCGGAGAUUGGAGGAAGCUACCGCUGUUCUUGAAAAUUAUGUUACCCAACUCGAAUCCAAGCUCACCAACAUCCAACAGCAAAGCCAAUAAGCCAGCUCAAUCUCAAACUAUUUCCAGCUUUUCUGUAACUAAAUUAAUGUGUGAUUUCUUAUUCACAUUCCGUUCAAUAAUUUAUGUAACUCUAGUCAUUAUAUUCAGCAUAACUUAUUUUUACAUUUUCUUGUCAAAGUUUCUAUUUCUCAUUAAUGCUAAUUUUGCUCCCUCCCUUUUGCUAUAAAAUAACUUAUGAAU
Messenger RNA from Caenorhabditis elegans, 604 nucleotides. RefSeq names its product Biogenesis of lysosome-related organelles complex 1 subunit 2 (gene blos-2). The record is from RefSeq and is marked reviewed. Bases 5 to 403 code for a protein of 132 amino acids. The transcript is spliced from 4 exons. Lineage: Eukaryota; Metazoa; Nematoda; Chromadorea; Rhabditida; Rhabditidae.